CCUGGUCCCACAUACUACAGAUCCCAAUCCUCCAUAGUCCACACUACACUACAUACACUAUGUUAGUCUACUUACUUCACUGACUCCCAGGAAAACAAAAGUCCAAAUAGUCAACACCCCAAACCCUACUUGUGAGAAUCUUAAAAACAGAAAUUCAAUUCUAGCUCCUCAUUUCCAAAUUGUCCAAACCAAAACAAAAAAGGCAAAGCCAUACAUAAACACACACAAACAUAGUGAGAGUGAGUGAGUGAGUGUAGUGUAGUAUUGUUUUGUAGCUAAGCAAAAAUGAGUUUCACCUUCACCACCAUGACCUUGAACUUGGUCCUCUUAAUGGCCAUGGUGGCCACCAACAUCCUCUCCCUCUACCACCUCUCCUCCACCCUCCAAUCCCCCAAAUCCCCCAAACCACCCCCACCUGUCCCCGACCAACUCCUCCACCAGCUCCACACUAUACGCGCCACCAUCAACCACCUCACGCGCCUCCAGAACAUUAACAACCCAACUAAAAAAUCCACCAUCCCCUCAGAUCUACUCUUAUACUCCCACCUCUCCCCAAUAGCCUCCUCCUGCCACAACCACCCCGAACUCCUCCACAAGUACAUGACUUACACACCUUUCUCUCUCUGCCCCUCCGAUUCCGACCUCGCCGAAUCCCUAAUCCUCCGCGGCUGCCACCCCCUCCCCCGCCGCCGCUGCUUCUCCAAAACACCACAGAAACAAAUUCCCCCAAAUUCCCUCCCUAAAAACCCCUUCCCUUCCUCCCUCCCUAACAACGCUGUAAUUUGGGAUCAUUACCAAUGCAAAUCGUUCGAUUGCUUGAAUAAACAAAACCCUAACCUCGGCUUCCAACCUUCUCGUGAUAUUUCGAGGUUCAAUUCGUAUAAGACUGAUUUGGAUCUCCCGAUCCAGCAGCUGUUUCAGAUCGCGGCGGCCGCGAAGUCGGUGCUGCGCCUCGGCCUCGACGUCGGCGGCGGCACCGGCUCCUUCGCCGCAGCGAUGAGGCUCCGCAACGUGACCGUGGUAACCACGACCAUGAACGUGGCGGCGCCGAACAGCGAGGCCGUCGCGCUGCGGGGGCUCGUGCCGCUGCACAUGCCACUGCAGCAGCGGCUUCCGCUGUUCGACGGCGUCCUGGAUCUAGUGCGGUGCGGGCGCGCCGUGAACCGGUGGAUUCCGUUGACGGUGAUGGAGUUUCUGCUGCUGGAUGUUGAUAGGGUGCUGAGGGGAGGAGGGUACCUUUGGGUGGAUCAUUUUUUCAGCAAAGGGGUGGACCUUGAGAAGGUGUAUGCGCCUUUGAUCGGGAAAUUGGGGUACAAGAAGGUGAAGUGGGCGACGGGGAAUAAGACCGAUGCCGGUGGGGUAAAAAAUGGGGAAGUUUACUUGACUGCGUUGCUGCAGAAGCCUGUGUCCAGAUGAGGGUGGUUUCACGCAAAAAAAGUUUGAUAUAUGCUAUAAGAACGAUAAGCAGGUCGGUUUAUCCUGAUUUCCUUGCUCAAAAAGGUGUUUAUGGGGCGCGUAAUGAAGCAAUUUUCAUGCCCACUUUGAUGGAUCAUAGAAUCAAUUCGUUGAAACAAAGAUAGAAGAAGGAAGCCAAUGACAGGUGUAUAUCCAUGGGGAAACUGGUCGAGGAAAAUAGUUUUUGGUGAUCGUUUUUUGUUAAUCCUAUUUGAUCAAAUUAUGUUAUUCCAAUUAAUUGUUUUGAAAUAAAUUUAAGAAACGCCAUUGCCUGGUUGGCUUUCAUAUAGUUCUUACAGCGCUUGCCAUU
This is a messenger RNA of Glycine soja, 1765 nucleotides long. RefSeq lists its product as uncharacterized. The transcript has 2 exons. Bases 286 to 1416 code for a protein of 376 amino acids. The record is from RefSeq and is a predicted model, not a curated record. Gene Ontology annotation, molecular function: methyltransferase activity. NCBI's taxonomy places the organism in Eukaryota, Viridiplantae, Streptophyta, Magnoliopsida, Fabales, Fabaceae.